This is a messenger RNA of Prorocentrum cordatum, 1738 nucleotides long. The record is from the annotation of a GenBank genome assembly. NCBI's taxonomy places the organism in Eukaryota, Dinophyceae, Prorocentrales, Prorocentraceae.
AUGCUCCCGGCGAUCGCCGGGCGGCUGGGCCGCGGGCGCCCGCGGCUGGCCGGGGCUGCCGCGCUGGCCCCGCCGUCGGCGCCCGCCCAAGGGCCGUGCGCAGAGGGGUUCUCGAGUGUGCUGCACAGCGUGGACCAGUUCCGCGUGGUCUCUGCGGACCUCACCCGCGGGACGGUCUCCGGCGGCGUCUUCACCACGGUGGCGUACGCCCUGCUGGUGGUCCUGCUGUUCGCCGAGCUGGGGGCCUUCCUGAGAGUUAGCUACUCUACGAACGUCGUCAUCGACGACAAGCUUGACGAAUCGCUGAGGAUCGAGUACGACAUCUCGGUGUUCGACCUCCCCUGCAGGUACCGGAAGGUGGGCUCGUGGGACAAGUACGGGAAAGACAGGUUCGUGACCAACAAGUCUUUCACCUAUAGCACUCUGGACCACUGGGGGGGCACCGCGGGCACCAAGUACACCGAGGCGGAGAUCGCGGACGAGGCCAAGGAGCUCGACUCGGACUGGUCCGCCAGCAGCGACCACUUCCAGCACAAAGACUUCCAGGCGGCGGUGACCUUCCACGACUACACGCGGGUGAACUUCUACGCCGAGUGGUGGAGUCACUGCAGGCAGUUCCACCCAACGUGGAUGGAGGCGUCUGCCAAGAUCAGCGAGAAGAUGCUCUUCUCCGACGGCGACGCGCGGCAGUCCACGGUGAAGUACCUGAAGAUGAACUGCGUGGGCUUCCAGGACAACUGCAAGAAGGCCAAGAUAGCAGCCUUCCCGACCCUGCGGCUGUACAAGCGCGACGGCUCCUUCGAGGUUUUCCAGCAGCAUCGCUCCGUGACGAACAUCGUCAGAUUCUUGACGUCGUCGAGUAGGACCAGCCACUUGAUCGUCGCCCGUCAUCACAUGAUGUUCAACGAGGGAUGCCAGGUGGCCAGCCAGAUCCACGCGCCCCGCGUGCAGGGAUCUUUCCACCUCCAGGCGAAGCCCUUCGGCAAGAUGGACCUGAACCCCGCCAUCACGAACGUGUCGCACCAGGCGUGCGACUAUUACUGCUCUGGCUCCUGCACGACGGACUGCGUUCAGCCCACGGGGACGGUAGCCCUGGCGUGCGAGUGUAUGUCCUACCCCGACAGCGGCGAGCACAACAUGUUCAGCGUGACGCCCUGGUCGGCGGCGGGGUACGUGAAGGUCUGGCUCGGCCUGAUUGCUGCCGCCCCUGCCGACCACGACGCCGACCACGACCUCGACGGCCAGCCGCUCCACAGCGUUCGAACCCGCUCCGAGCCCGACAAGCAGCGCGAGUACGACACCUACUACGGGCACGAGUACUGCGACGAGCAAGGUGAUGACCACCACGCCCCUGACCAGCACGAUGGGAUCCUGCAGCCAGACGCUGGGCAGCAGCGCGGAGGCCCGCAGGACGCCUCCUACACCGACUGCGGGCACGAGCGAUGCAACGAGCAGUGUGACGAUGACCACGCCUUUAACCAGCACGGCAGGGAGUGGCCGCCGGUCGCCGACCAGCAUCGCGGAGACCAAGAGUGCGAUUUCAACAGCCACCACAGGCACGAGCAAUGGGACGAACAAUGCGACGAGCGCGAGGAGCCAGACUCCGAGCAGCAGGACGGAGAUCAACAGCGCGGCCUGGGGCCCCACCACAAGCAAUGCGACUCCGACAUCGACGUCUCGCAGGAGCAGGUGGACGGGCAGCCCGACGAGGAACACGCCACCGACCAGGACGACGGAA